UUUCCAUUCUCUCUCCUCCCUCUUUCAGUGCAAAUCGAUGACUCUCCUCCUCCUUCACCAACAAUGAAAAAACCAAAAGAAAAAGAAAAAUCAAAAUCAAAAUUUAAAACCCUUCCUCUACUUCCGAGAUUCGUUUCUUUUCUCUAGGGUGUUUUUUCCCUUUCUACUUUCUUUCCGCCUUUUUUUUUUUUUUUUUUUCCUUCCUGUAAUUUAUUUUUGUCAUUAAUUCUUUAGGGCUUAUUCCCUCCCUCACUGUGCUCCUCGAUCUCUCUUCCUUCCCAUUUAAGAUUAGCUCCGCCUCCUGUUUCUUGGAUUCCUUCAAAAAGUUCUAUAUGGGAUUCCAAGGAUAUCUCGUCGUCAAAAUCUAGGGUUUUUCCGUGGUUUCUCUUUUAAUAUGUGGCUUUGUGUUUACUGGGUCGACUUUAGUAUCAAUUAAAUAGAUCUCCCUUUUGUCUAGAAUCUUGGUCUUUUUUAUCUGAAUUUGAAUUGGGUCUCUCUUUUUUAAGUUGGAAAUUGUCGUUCAUGGCUUACCAGCCGGUGCCUGGUCCGGGCUCGGGAUCGAGUUCGGGUUCUGGGUAUCAGUUCUUGAACUCCCCCUUCGGUGAUACUACCUAUACGAAGGUGUUUGUUGGAGGACUAGCCUGGGAGACGCAGAGCGAGACUAUGCGACGGUAUUUCGAGCAGUUUGGUGAGAUUCUAGAGGCUGUCGUGAUCACCGAUAAGAAUACCGGUCGAUCAAAAGGCUAUGGUUUUGUGACUUUUCGUAACCCUGAGGCUGCUAGCAGAGCCUGCGCUGAUCCGGCUCCAAUUAUUGAUGGCAGGCGGGCAAAUUGUAAUUUGGCUUCACUUGGGCGGCCUCGGCCUUCUAUGCCUUAUGGACGUUUGAGACCAGCAGCCCCAUAUUCUGGAAAUGUGCAAGUUUCUCGAGGGGCUUACGUUGGAAGUUUUGGCUACCAACAUCCACUCUCUUAUGGCUACCAGCAUGGGUUAAUGUAUCCUCCUUAUGGGUAUCAAUCAUAUGGACCUGAAUAUGUCUAUCCACAGGGUGUUUACAACCCUUAUGCUGGUCAGCAUUACCUUCAGAUUUAUGGUGUACCUGGGACAGUUAAUACUGGAGUUUAUCCUUAUGGGCAAUUGGGUCAAACUAUUCCUGGUGGUCAUGGUUAUACGGCAGUGACCAGUUAUCCUGUGCCAGGUCACCAGGUAGUACAGUUUGGUGGACCUAGUGUUAAUACAAUGACAACUUCACCUAUGCCUACUAUUCAAUCACCGUAUCCCACAGGUAUGGCAGCACCUGUUGCAGCACAACCACAAUUUAUAGUUCCUGCUCCUUCUCCUCAGUAUAUGCAAGGUAGCGGUUCAGACCAAACGGCUGGGUGAGGGGCUGAUCAAGGUAUCCUUAGAUUGCAGCAGGACUAAGAGCAGCGGAACUGCUACUUGAGUGGCGGGCUUCGGAUCUAGCCUUGCAAAUUAUAUAUUUUGCAUUCUAGAGGUCAUACAUAGUCAUGCUCACCAGAGAAGUCAAAUGUUGAGUCGCUCCAGAUGGUGGAGAAAGGAUUUGGAAGAUGCGGGCUGCUCUUCCUUUGGAUUAUUUUUCCCUAGUGUACUUAAAACCCACAUGUAAUGUCUCUGCUCAAGUUGAGUAGGCAGUCAUGGCUUGAUGGGUGCUGGAAUCGGUUUCUAGCAGCCACGUAGGAAUAAACCUGUGUAAAAAUCAUCCUCAUUUAGAAUCAACAUAUGAUUCUUUUGUAGUCUAGUCCCUGCAUUUUGGGUGUAUAGAUAGUCUCUGGUGUUCUGUUUGGUGUUGGGUCCAUUGUAUUAAAAUGUGAUUCGAGUUCUGUGCAUAUUAGUGCUAGGAUUAUUUUAUUUUAUUUUAUUUCUUUUUGUUGAAAAUUCAACUCCUGCAUCUUGGAUGAUUUUGAGAGCCUGGCUUCAAAACAUGGAAGCUGCAGGUAUCUAUCCUAUUUAAGAAGAAUUCUUGUGUGUUUCCUAA
Molecule: messenger RNA, 1993 nt
Organism: Juglans microcarpa x Juglans regia
Lineage: Eukaryota; Viridiplantae; Streptophyta; Magnoliopsida; Fagales; Juglandaceae
Product: RNA-binding protein 38
Exons: 8
Coding region: 523-1380 (285 amino acids)
Molecular function (GO): RNA binding
Source: RefSeq, a predicted model, not a curated record